UUUUUUCCUUUCAGUGUUAUGAAAAUAUUCUAUAAUUUCCGACGGAUGAUUUGCUAUUUCGUUAUGUGUAAUUGCGUCUACAAUAUUGACGAUGGGAAAAUAAUCCCAUCUUGUAAUGCUUGUAAUGAAAAUGUAAAUUACCGUGCCUUCAGCUACAGUUGACAGGGUUUAAGUACAAGUGUAUUAUAUAUAUUUUUUACAUGUGAAAUCAUCAUGUACUAGAGAGAAGGUUUUAUGUGGUAAUCUAGAGGUCUGUGUUGGCUAUAUUUUGGAUUUUAUUAACACAUUCUAUGUUCCAACAUUUUGGAUUUUGUUGACAUUGAGCUUGGAAAGAUAUGCUGUUUUUGGACUUGUCAAUCAAACUUUUCCACCAGGUAGAUUGGUAGAAUAAGGUGUUCCACAGUGUACAGGGGUUCCUGAGCUGAUCAACUUAACACUGCUGUCUCAACAAGGAUAUUUCAUCUUAUAGAAGCUAACUGCGUCUCACCUCAUUUGACUGAAACUGUUACACUGCUGACUAAAACUUGUUACACUACCGACCUGAACUGUUAAACUACUGACCAAAACUGUUACACUACCAACCUGAACUGUUACACUUCUCACCAAAACUGUUACACUACCGAUCUGAACUGUUACACUUCUCACCAAAACUGUUACACUACCGACCUGAACUGUUACACUUCUCACCAAAACUGUUACACUACCGACCUAAACUGUUACACUGCUCACAGAAAUAGUUACACUACUCACAGAAACAGUUCCACUUCUUUCCUGUACCUGGAGCGGGAGUUCUUGUUUUGUGUCACCAGUAUUCGAGGAUUGGAAUUUUGCUGGCUGACAGUCAUUUUAAGUACUGACCAUAAAUAUUAUGCUACUGUUCACAGGUUGAAAUAUCGCACUAAAAUAGUUAAGAAGUGGAUUUUAUCUGUCUGACCUUUUUGCACUACUGACCUUAACAUAACAGGUUGUGGCUUUUUGUAUCACAUCAAAGGAGCCGAGUUCAAAAGAAAAAUUUGCUGGAAGAAAAGUAAAAUAAUCAUAAAUUUGAUACAGGGCAUAUGCUGUAUAGAAAAUGUGUGAUAAUCUUUCAUUUAGAUGUAACCAUAUGGCAGAGUGAUGUUAAAAAGAGUUGAAUGAAAUGUAAACUGGCUUUAAACAGAGGAAUUUUAAAAAUUAGAAAACUUGUAUAGAGAGAGACAAGGAUAUCUUGUUUGAACGAAAGGUCUCGAAGUGUGAUAAAGAUGUUAUCACGAUGGAAGUGUAAUUUGCAUACUAUGACGUUGGAUUACUGAUAAUACAGCGAUAACGGAGAUCAGUUGUUUGUGCAGCUUCUUCUAAGAAGUCGGCAAGAUAUUUUUUUUCCGAAAUUUGACAAGAUCGUAAAACAAGUUCUAGAAGUUUGUUGCAUUAAAUCGGAAAGAUUAUGUGCAGAAAUUAAAAAGUGCGAUUUGAAACAAAUUUUCCUGCGGAAAUAGUUGUAAUACCUCAAAUAAUCUUCGAUUUUGAAAGGCAGUGGUGAAAAGGUGUUUAAAUUUGUAUAGUCGUAUUUUUGUGGUAAAAAUACUUUUUGUCAAAAUGGCAAGUGAAAAGUUAUUGUUCCAUUCCGAUGUAGGAUAAAAUGUGUGUUAUUUUCUGUCAGGAUAUACAUGUUAUUGGCAUAUGUUGUUUGUAUAUAUUUCUGUUUUUUGAUGUGUGAAAAUUUGUGAUUUGCAUGGGGAAAAAAGUGGAAUAUGGAGUAAAUUGAUACAAAUAUUUCAACAAACUUCAAUGGAUUUACUGGAAUUACUAAAUUCAAGAGUAACAAAAGCACAGUAGCCAGACGGGAAGUUGAAAAAUAUUUCAAGGAAUGGACAUGGCGGGAAAGGAUUCAGAUAAACAAGAGUUGCUGGACUCUAUUCAGGCAGAGUUGAAGAAAGGUCUCAAACUUGGCAGCAAGAAUGUGCAGAAACUCUCAUACUCACAACUUCAAAGAUCUCAGGGAAUCAGGAUAAAAAUGGAAUACAAUGAAGAAAGAAGGACUAUUCACAUGCCACGGCCGCUCACGUUUGAGCAGAUACGCGACAAAGUGGAACAGAUGUACUCGUACCCUCUCUGUAUUUUCUUCACACAAGCUAACGGAGAGGUUUAUAUUCCAAUUAAAUGCCAGGCAGAUUUGGACUCGGCUAUACACCUUGUGGACAAGAAUGAAAGAGUGACGAGUUUACGAUUAUUCCUGACGAAUUCCAACCAUACAGGACACCAUGGUUUCCCGAAUAGUCAUCAUAUAGCAUCUGAUCCAUAUAAAUCCAAUAAUCGUGAGUCACCUAGUCCACCUCCGGGAUCGUUACCUGAGCACGAGAGGUCGUACAAUCAUAGCCUGUCAUGUAGUUCAAUAAACAGCGAAGGAGAAUUCAUUCCAGAAAAAGAUACUCCUGGGUCCAUAUCGGACAGUCUAUCAUCCCUAGAUAGCAGCUACGUGAGUAGUCAUGGAGACACGUAUCCAAUGAUAAGAGGAAGACGUGAUUCAAGAAGAAGUAUUCUCUCAGAUGGUGCCAAAGAUGAAUAUGACGGCCGAGGGAGUCGAUUUGGAACUUAUCCUAGAGGCUUUGACUCAGGAACACACUCGGCAAAUGUUGAAGGUCACGGUACUUUUCCUCGUUCCAAUAUUGUGCAACAUCGACGUCCAGAACUGACCACAACAUCACUACGAUCCCUCAUGUCAACACGAGGAAGUGAGGGAACGUUAAGCACGAGUUCAAGCAGUUCGGGUUUCCCACCGGAUCCGGAAGAUUCACCGGAAGGUCGAAUUUUCAAACGUAACAGCAACGAUGGUAGUCCAAUUUUUCAUCCAGCAUUUUCAAAGUCACCCACAUGUCCUUCAAACUGGAAGCAAGGUCAUAGGUUAGGGAGCGGGGCAUUUGGCGAAGUAUUUAUUUGUUUUGAUCACGACACUGGUCGAGAACUAGCUGUAAAAAUGGUGAAACUGCACGGUCAAAAUGCUGAGGUUUCCAAGGAGGCACGUGCAUUAGAAAAUGAGAUUAUUUUGUUACGGAACUUUCAACAUGAGAGAAUUGUUCAAUAUUUUGGUUGCUCAGUUGAUAGAAGUGAGAUCUGUAUCUUUAUGGAAUAUAUGCCAGGGGGAUCAAUAUUUGACAUAAUAAAUAAAUAUGGGCCGUUAACAGAACCAGUAGCUGCCAAGUAUACUCGACAGGUGCUUGAAGGCCUCGCCUACCUACAUAGAAAUGUGAUAGUCCAUAGGGACAUUAAAGGUGCUAACGUAUUACGAGACAGUGCCGGCAAUGUGAAGUUGGCAGAUUUUGGUACAAGUAAAAGAUUACAAACUAUAUGUAGUGUGUCGGGACUCAAGUCUAUCAUAGGAACACCGUACUGGAUGGCUCCCGAGGUGAUCAAUGGAGAAACUUACGGGCGAAAAGCCGAUGUUUGGAGUGUUGGAUGUACUAUUGUCGAGAUGUUAACGAAGAAACCUCCUUGGGCUGAUUUAGAAACUAUGGCUGCCAUCUAUAAAAUAGCGACUACGGAAUUUCCGCGAUUUACGCUUCCGAAUGGUUUAUCUCCUUACGUUGAUGACUUUUUGAGAUUGACGUUUAAACGCAUUCCUCAGGAACGACCUACGGCUGAAGAUUUGUUAAUGUAUUCAUUUGUUAAUAGAUGACAAUGUUAAUAUAGAAUCUAAUUUAAUUGAUCACAGGACUUCCAUGACUUACAGAGUAUGGUAGCCAUGGUGACAAGGUUUUAUUGGCUGCUAUUAGAGAAAAGUGUAAGAUUUUAGCUCGAUGAAGUUGAGGAAUAUAUGUCUUUCAAGAUGUGUUAAAGAGUUUAUAGUUAUGUAUACUCAAAACUGUGUUCAACAUAGCGACAUGUUCUACAUAGCAACUUGCGUUGCUAUAGUUACAGUAGAUGGGGACGUCAGAUUUUGUUGUGUUUGAUAAGCUACAUUAAAGAGGCUGUCAUGAAUGAUGAAAGGAUAUACAGACAAUGAUCAAUGACAAUGUGAUAUAUAUGGUAGAGAGGCAGAGACAGAGCUGUUCCUGGCAGAGAGGAAAAUAAAUACUUGUAGCAUUUAGGGCCAGUAUAAAUUGAUUUCUAGAUAAAUUAAGAAGUGCAAGAUUUUUUUUAUUCAGAUUUCUUAAUAAAGAAAGGAGGCUUUAAUUAACUUCAAAAACUGUUGCAGAUGUUCGGAAACAAUUAAUAUAUUUUACUUGAGCCUAAAAGUAGGCAGUGAAAACAGAUCUUGAGAAAACAUUUAGUUGCCAUAAUAUCAAAUCUUCUUUUACUUGUGCAAAGUGUACUUAAAACAGAAUAAAAAAAUUGAAAAUUUUUCAUGAUGAAUUUUUCUCUUGUAGCAUGAAGUUAGUGCUCCAGAAAUUAAUUUUUGCUGGCUUAGUUAUCAUAUGAGUCACGCCAUGAGAAAACCAGCAUAGUGGCUUUGCAACCAACAUGGGUCAAGACCAGCCUGCGCAUCCGCGCAGUCUGGUCAGGAUCCAUGCUGUUCGUUUUAAAAAUUUUCUGAAAUUAGAGAUCGCGGAUGCGCAGGCUGGUCUUGAUCCAUGCUGGUCGCAAACGCACCAUGUUGGUUUUCUCAUAGUGCGGCAUAUUAUUAUGUCACAGUGAUUGUUAUUUUUUGUACCAUGAUUGUUAUUUCUACUAUUAUAAGAUGAAACAACCACCGGUAUAUUCACACUUAAUUGAUUCAAGUGAAGGAAACAUUAUUGCAUUAAAAAUUUUAGUUUUUAUGAGUAGUUUCCAUGUAACUUUGGAGAACUUUUCUGUACUUUUCUGAUUCAGAGAAAAGACUUCACUGUUGUUUGUAAGUGAAGAUCUGCUGAAACUUACAGUAGACUUAAAACAUGUCAAUAAAUUCAUAUACAUUAUCUGUAAGCAAAAUUUUUUUUACUUCAUUUCGCAAACUGUGCCUUUUGUCCUUAAGUGCCAUGUUGUUUUUUUUUUCAAAGAAGUUCAUAGAAUUAACAUACUUAUAGUUUUGAUGUCUGAACUUGUUGGUAUUAUUCGAUCUAGUACAAAAUUAAGUCUUGGGUCGCCAUGGCCGAGGGGGUUAAGGUUCUUUACUGGGAGCUGCUUGCCGGCUGUGGGUUUGAAACUGUCCUAUAGAUGCAUAAUUCUUUCAAGUGAGGAAACUAUCCAGCUGGUUUGGUGGUUGAUGGUGUGAGGUUGGCAUUUGGGGUUUGGCGGUUCUACCAAGGAGCUUGCCUAUAUCUGAUACACAACAGCUGAAGGGAAGUGUGGUUCUUCUUCACUAAAAUACAAGCUAGAGCGUUGCAAUAUAAUCAAAUGUGUGUUAGAGUGAUGUAAGAUCAAACAAAUACAAUAAUAAAACUAUUGUGAAUGUUUAUCCCAUUUCAUCAUAAUGAGCCAUGCCAUGAGAAAACCAACAAAGUGCAUUUGCGACCAGCAUGGAUCCUGACAAGACUGUGCGGAUGUGCAGGCUGGUCUGGUGUUGGUUUUCUAAUGGCACAGCUCAUAUCUUUAUUAGUGAGAAACAGAUUGUAGGAAAGUUUAUUUGAAUUAUUUGAAACAGGAUGUUAAGUCAAUGUAUAUAUUUGAUCAAGAUUAGUUAAAAGCGCAAGAUAUGUGCACAGUUAACUGCAUGUUUUAUGUGAAACAGGAGAUGAAAUAAAUGCACACAUUACAGUGUGUUAAAUUGAAGAAUGACAUUGCAAUGUGAUUAAUUUUGAACAUGAUUUGAAUUAACACAUUAUUGCAGGGUUUAUUUGAAAUAGAUUGUUAAAUAAGUACAAGUUAGCUUAAUUUCACCCAGGGCUUCCAAGUUUAUAAUUAUGCACAUUACAACAAAAUUAAUUGGACACACAUUUUAUUUGUUUACACAAACUACCACAUUGUUAAUUUAAAACAGGACAUCUAGGUAAUUUGCAUAUUUAACCAUAAUCAAGACUACUUGUUUAGCUAAAUAGGUAGGACCUUAGACUUACAAUUGGGAAAUUGUAGGUGGGCAUGGUUUCCAUGGUGACUGAAGAAAAUGUAUCUACGGUUGUUUGUCUCUCCACCUAUGCUUGGUGAAGCUGUCAGUUAUUUUCCAAGAAGAGGUUAAUGCUUGUAUAGAAUCCAGGAACUUUUUUGAUUAAAUGACUUCUGUAAAUGACUGAAAUAUGGUUAAAAGAUGGCGUCCCUUGAAAGAUGGCAUCUCCUAAAAGAUGGUGUCCCCACCCCCAGACACACACACACACCUGUUAAAAGGGGGGAAAAUUGGUCACAUGACAGCAGCAGCAGGUAAUGGCAGUCCGAUCUAUUUUUCACUGAAUUUAAAGUUCAGUUGCACAUUUGAGCCCUUGAUCCAUGCUAGUCCUAAACGCACUAUGUCGGCGCGGCUCAUUUUAGCAUAUUCAGUAUGAAAUGCAGGAUAUUCACUGUUGUAAAAAGUAAAGUUAGUUUAAUUAGUAUUAAAACAAAGAUUAAUGGUGGUUUAGUUUAAAGAACGGAUCAGAUCAAAUAGGGCUCAUUAUCACUGCAUGAACUGUUGAUAAAAGUAGCUCUUUAUAGAGUUUGUAAUUAUUAAUACUGUAGUAUAAUUAAUUUGAAAAAGAUAAACUGUGUCAGAUUUAUUUUUAGCUCAUCUGAUUUUUUGAAAAAAAAUGAUGAGUUAUUGUCAUCACUUGAGCGGUUGUCGGCGUCGGCGUCGGCGUCUGCGUCGGCGUUGCCUGGUUAAGUUUUAUGUUUAGGUCAGCUUUUCUCCUAAACUAUCAAAGCUAUUGCUUUGAAACUUGGAAUACUUGUUCACCAUCAUAAGCUGACCCUGUAUAGCAAGAAACAUAACUCCAUCUUGCUUUUUGCAAGAUUUAUGGCCCCUUUUGUACUUAGAAAAUAUCAGAUUUCUUGGUUAAGUUUUAUGUUUAGGUCAACUUUUCUCCUAAACUAUCAAAGCUAUUGCUUUGAAACUUGGAAUACUUGUUCACCAUCAUAAGCUGACCCUGUACAACAAGAAACAUAACUCCAUCUUGCUUUUUGCAAGAAUUAUUGCCCCUUUUGGACUUAGAAAAUCAGUUUUCUUGGUUAAGUUUUAUGUUUAGGUCAGCUUUUAUCCUAAACUAUCAAAGCUAUUGCUUUAAAACUUGCAACACUUGUUCACCAUCAUAGGCUGACCCUGUACAGCAAGAAACAUAACUCCAUCUUGCUUUUUGCAAGAUUUAUGGCCCCUUUUGGACUUAGAAAAUAUCAGAUUUCUUGGUUAAGU
This is a messenger RNA of Mercenaria mercenaria, 7207 nucleotides long. Its product is annotated as mitogen-activated protein kinase kinase kinase 3-like. Gene Ontology annotation, biological process: protein phosphorylation. Lineage: Eukaryota; Metazoa; Mollusca; Bivalvia; Venerida; Veneridae. The transcript is spliced from 15 exons. The coding region runs from base 1847 to 3652 and encodes 601 amino acids. Gene Ontology annotation, molecular function: protein kinase activity; ATP binding; protein binding. The record is from RefSeq and is a predicted model, not a curated record.